AAUGGAGUCUACUGGAUCAUUUGUAUGAACAAAGUGAUAUCUGAUUAACCUUGAUGGCUAAGCGUAAGCCCCUAGCCCCCUACCUUUUCUGACGCUAGCGGUACCGCUCGCUUUGCCCACCAAACAGGGCAUAAUAUGAUAAAUCUUUUGUUGUCCCUCGUCUCCAAUCUCCAUGACCCAUCCCAAAAAUUGCCUAAACCCUCCACAACUGCCUUCCGAUUGGUGCUUGUCCAUCUUCGAUUUGGUAUUCAGAGAUUGUUAGCGGACGAGUCGCAGCAGGAAAGCCUUGCAAUAGGAGAUCGGAAAAGCGCCAGGGCAAGUGUGGUUGAAAAUUUUCAACGGUGAGUUCGUUCGUUCUGAGCUAGCUCUCCAAUUAUCUUCUUCUGCUGUGCUUGAUCUAUUUCUCUCGCAAUGUUAAGUUAUCAAUGGACCAAAAGAACGCAAUUAAUGCGACUUCCAUUACGAAAUUUGAAUACCCAUUUGGGAUUGUUUGAUAAUCAUGAAUAUCUUAUUAUCGCCAAAUCGUUUUCAUCAAGCAAUCAGAAGAUUUCAAUGGCAUACCAGCAAGAGAAGAAACUCCCGUUUACUGUGUCUUAUCUCAUAAACUCAUGUGGGUUUUCCUUAGAAACUGCGAAAUUGUUGUCCAAGAGGGUCAAUUUUAAAAACCCUAAGAUACCAGAUUCUGUCCUUCAACUUCUCAGAAACCAUGGACUCACCAAUACUCAAAUCUCCAAACUCAUCAAGACAACACCGAGACUUCUAAUGGCCAACAAGGAGACCCUUUUACCCAAACUUGAGUUUCUUCAGUCUGUGGGGAUUUCAGGAGCUGCCCUUGCAGAUGUGGUCAGUUCAAACCGGAUUUUCUUGUGCCAGAGCCUAAAGAAUCAAAUCAUCCCCACUCAUAAUUUCUUAAAGAACUUGCUCAAAGAUGAUGAUAAGGUUGCACAUGUGCUAAAGCGUGCAGGUUUCUUCCAUGAUUUGCAUAAUAUUGCUCCUCCCAAUAUCUCACUCUUACAACGUCUUGGAGUACCACAUUCAUCUAUGUUACUACUGGUCAAGCGUGAUGCUCCAGUGCUGUGCCUUAAGGCUGAGAAGUUUGAUGAAUUUGUCAAGAUGAUUAGUGGAAUGGGAUUUGACCCUUUGGAGAAGAAUUUUAUCAUUGCACUUGAGACAGUUGCUGGAUUGACUCAUGAUUCAUGGGAACGCAAAUUGAAAGCCUUCAAGGAGUGGGGUUUGUCCAAAGAUGAAAUCUUGUUGGCUUUUAGACGAUUUCCCAAUUGCAUGACUUUGUCUGUGGAGAGUGUCUCAAGAAAAAUGGAUUUCCUUGUGUCGAAAAUGGGUUGGGAAUCACCCGCUGUUCUUAAAGCACCAUGUGUUCUAAGAUAUAGCAUGGAGAAAAGGUUAAUUCCCAGGUGUUCAGUAAUUCAAGCUUUGCUUCUCAAAGGGUUAAUCAAGAAAAAACCUGCCUUAUCUAGUUUUUUAAAUCCCGCUGGCGAUAUCUUUCUGCAAAGAUUUGUAAAUAGAUACCAAGAGCAAGAGUCUCAAUUGUCUGAUAUCUUUCAAGGGAAAAUGAAACUUUCAGAUUUGGGAAUUGGAUUUGGAGUAUCUGAAUUGUUACCGUUGUAGCUAGUGAAGGCAUUGUUUCACUUUCUCCUGUUACUUCUUUUAAGCGUUCUUGAAAUAUAAUUGCGUGCUUCCUUGAAGCUGGGGAGAAGCAUAAGUAGCUGGAUUCCGUUCUCUGUGUUAUAUGUGAUUAUGUGAAUCUCUCUUUCUCAGCAGUCCAUCAUUCUCUCCUAGAUGUUCAUGGACAGGCCUUCAUGGGCAAGCUGGACUAUACCUGAACCUGAUCAAAAAUCAGUGGCAAAGGCCAAAGGGUGUGGAUUAUGACGUGGCUACCGAUCAUUUUAAGUUUGUGCAUUCAAUUUUGUGAAGUAGAAGAAUAAGAUGACAUCUCUGGAAUUUUUUUUUGAUGGAAUCUGAAUCUGGGCAAUGAAUGUACCUUCUGUUGUAGCCGCAGCAUAUAUUUUCUUCUUUUGAAGAUUGUGCAACAGUGGUUAGCAAAUGUCCAAGGAAACAUGUUGCAUCAGAGUUUCAAGAAGUGUAAUUAAGUAGCAGGAGGACCAGUUGAAUUGGAACCCUAUUGCUCUAAACGUGAACCAAACCAUAUUUUUUGUUUUCAGGUUUGAUCAUGCCUUUACAAUAGAAUCUAUUGGAAGCGUCAAAAGGGUGUAUGUGUUUUUGUCUAAACUUCUAUGUUUGCGGCCUUGACAACCUGUGUUUUGAUCCA
Messenger RNA from Tripterygium wilfordii, 2287 nucleotides. RefSeq lists its product as uncharacterized. The transcript is spliced from 2 exons. The record is from RefSeq and is a predicted model, not a curated record. NCBI's taxonomy places the organism in Eukaryota, Viridiplantae, Streptophyta, Magnoliopsida, Celastrales, Celastraceae. The coding region runs from base 412 to 1626 and encodes 404 amino acids. Gene Ontology annotation, cellular component: chloroplast. Gene Ontology annotation, biological process: regulation of DNA-templated transcription; chloroplast organization. Gene Ontology annotation, molecular function: double-stranded DNA binding.